Arachis stenosperma is the source of this 1677-nucleotide messenger RNA. RefSeq lists its product as uncharacterized. The transcript has 3 exons. Lineage: Eukaryota; Viridiplantae; Streptophyta; Magnoliopsida; Fabales; Fabaceae. Bases 1 to 1677 code for a protein of 558 amino acids. The record is from RefSeq and is a predicted model, not a curated record.
AUGGCUAGUGAGGAGAGUUUUGUGGUUUUGGUGCACCACAGAGGAUCUGUUAAUAGAAAAACUCGUUUCGGAGUAAAGUUCACAGAUAAGAAUCCUCUAUGUAUUGUCGUAACAUCUACGACGAGUUAUGAUGACCUUGUUAGCGCUGUACUAAUGAAGCUCGAUCUGGAUGGUGCGAAGCGGGUAAAGAAAUUUUUCUAUCGCAUUCCAGUCACGGUGCUACAGAAUACCGUGAAGUAUGAUUGCUUCACGAUUAAUAAUGAUGUGGACUUGCAAGUAAUGUUUCUUUGUCGGCGGCAGUUUCCAGAAGUGAGGACACCGGAGUUGUUGGCACGGCUGGUUGAUGUUGUAUCCAGCUCCGGCGGUUCGAACAGGAAUACGAACACUAUAGCGAAUCCAGCAGGUUCUAGUUCCCGGCCUGCCGUUGCUUCCUCCUCCGUCCCUGUGUACGAACCAGUGGUCCAACCUGUCGCCUCCCCGUCUUUUGCUGUUGACCUCAAUGGCACCGAAGGCGACGAGGUAGUGGAAAGGGAAAAUUUGCCGAACGCUUUAGUGGGAGUUGCACCUGUUGGCGUUGGAGACGGUUUUUUGGGUGAUGAAGAGGAGGAUGACGUCGAGCCGGAUAUGAUUGACGAUGACAGCGCUGAUGAUAUUGGAGCGACUGGGCCUGCAUUGGAGGUAGGUGGUUCUAGCUCUGGCACACAGCAGUAUCCACCACAUUUUUCCUCGUUGGACUUGGACGCCAUGAGACAUGAGGGGGUUUUAGGGCACGCUGUUGGAUUCGGAGCUAGAGAUGCGGAAGGGACUACUGGUCUGACAGAGUUCCAGACUUACAGCAUCCGGCGAGGGGUACAGUACAAGGUGGUGGAGUCCGAUCACCGCCGGUAUGUGGGCAAGUGUUCCGAGUUUGGGAAUGGGUGCACAUGGUUGAUUCGACUGAGUCUCCGGAAGCGCAAGGGCAUUUGGGAGGUCAAACGGUACAAUGGACCUCACACUUGCCUGGCCACAUCCAUCUCGAGUGACCACAGGAGUUUGGAUUAUCAUGUGAUUUCGGCGUUCAUUAUGCCAAUGGUUAGGGCCGAUGCAUCCGUGAGCAUAAAGGUGCUCCUGAACGCCACGGCAGCGCACUUUGGUUUUAGGCCGACUUACCGGAGGGUUUGGAUGGCGAAGCAGAAAUCUAUUGCCCUCAUCUACGGUGACUGGGAUGAGUCCUACAACGACCUGCCUAGUUGGGUGUUAGGUGUGCAGCUGACGAUGCCUGAUAGUGUUGUGGUCCUUAAGACGAGCCCGGUUCGAGUUGGAGGACAGGUGGACGAGUCUCAAGCGUACUUCCACAGGCUUUUCUGGACAUUCCCGCCGUGCAUCGAGGCAUUCCGUCAUUGCAAGCCGCUAGUCAGCAUUGACGGCACACAUCUGUAUGGGAAGUAUGGGGGGACGUUGCUCAUCGCGAUUGCACAGGACGGGAACUCCAACAUUCUACCUGUCGCAUUCGCACUAGUAGAGGGUGAGAAUGCGAAAUCCUGGACAUUCUUUCUCUCACACCUUCGACAGCACGUGACCCCGCAGCCCGGUCUGCUGGUUAUAUCGGACAGGCACAACGGCAUCAAGGCUGCGCUUGAGGCCCCUGACGGCGGUUGGUUACCGCCAUCUGCGGCAAAGACGCUAGGAGGCUACUAG